AUGAUUUUCAUCAUUUUUAUCAUCAUAAUCGCAACAGUGAGUUCUGUUGAAGUGGAAUUCUGCGAUUCAUGCAUUAAAGUUGAUGAAAGCACUUGCUAUAAUGUUUCAUACCUCUUCGACAUCGACGCUCCAUUUGGGGAGAAAGUCUUUAUAACUAAGUUGGGAGUGCUAAGAUCUACCAACACUCUGUACUUCAGCUUCCAACCUGCUUUCGAAAAUGAGGAAUAUUUUAAAAUUGGAUUUGUUAAUAUAGAAACUCCUGGCAACACAACUGUUAUAUCGGGUGGGAAGCAAAUACUAAACUUUGGAACAUUUGAUCUAGAUCAAGAUAAUUCUUUAGUAUAUUUAGGAGGAAGCGAUGGUAUCUACGUAUUAGAUACCACUUUAAACAGAGUAGCACCAUACGGUUCGAGAGGAGAUAUAGUUAUAAGUUUAUUUUAUAGAGGCCAUGUGUACUUUGUUAGGAAGGGUGAGUUUAAAAUUAUUAAAAAGAAAGGCGAUAACUUCGAUGUGCUAGUUGAUGUAAUGGCCGUUACCAAUUUUGUUAUCAACAAAUACAAUGUAAUAGUGUUCGUGGGAACAUAUGGUUUGUUCGCCAGUUAUAAGGGCGAAACAGUUUGGAUAUCGAAAAACAGAUUUUUUAGAGGCUUAGUAAUAGAUAAGAAUGAUGAUAUAUACGCGUGGUGGAUAGACGGGAUAUAUAGAGUGAUUAUUGGGCCAAAAUUUUCGGACUCAUCAAUCGUUAAACUUAUACAUAUUCCAGUCAUCGGAGCAAUGACAUUUGAUAGCAAUAACGAUAUUAUUUUCACAGUUAAUAAAAGUUUGUUUAGAUUAAUUAAAACGAGUAAUACAACGGUUUGU
This is a messenger RNA of Brenthis ino (lesser marbled fritillary), 861 nucleotides long. Lineage: Eukaryota; Metazoa; Arthropoda; Insecta; Lepidoptera; Nymphalidae. The record is from the annotation of a GenBank genome assembly.